Corticium candelabrum is the source of this 984-nucleotide messenger RNA. RefSeq lists its product as uncharacterized. The transcript is spliced from 3 exons. The record is from RefSeq and is a predicted model, not a curated record. NCBI's taxonomy places the organism in Eukaryota, Metazoa, Porifera, Homoscleromorpha, Homosclerophorida, Plakinidae. The coding region runs from base 1 to 984 and encodes 327 amino acids.
AUGGCUAUACGGUUUCAAGACUGGGACUCAUACGUUACCAUCGACCAACAGAAUGUUUUCCGGUGGAAUCGAUUAGAACCCAACUAUCCUCUCCACUACACUUCACAAUCUCAAACCAUUACAGUUGACGUAAGAGCAGAAUUUACCGACGAAAGAUAUACGUUAGAAGACAACUACUUUCUUGCUUACAUACAGCAGCAUCCCACAGAUGUAAAUACUCAACAGAUGAGCUCACAUUACAUUGCAAGAGCAUUCCUGAUGAAUAACGGAUUAUCAGGCUUGGCACUCAAUACCAGCAAGAGCAGCCACGAAAGAUACGAUUUCUCCCUCAGUGACUCUGUUGUGUCAAACAACACUGUCGGAGGGAUUGACGUGGUGGCUACAAGCUCAGGAGGCAAUGGAUACGGGUCGACAGUACAUACUUUUGAAUUGAGCAGAAAUAUUAUUUCUCGUAACGGACAGUUGGCUACAACGACGACACAUCUAAGAUCUAGCGGUAUGAACAUGCAAGUAGACAAAUCCAACCUUCUCAUACAAAACAAUAUCAUUGAGAGUAAUGCAAGAGGAGCUAUUACCUUAACGUUAGACAAAGCAAAUGAGAGCUCGUCUGUUGUUUUAAGCAACAAUCAGAUUGAGGCAAAUAUGGGAGGUGCCGCAGUGUCGUUGUCUGCAGCUAGUGGCACGACGGGACCGCGAGCAUCGAUCACAGAUAACGAUAUCAGUCAUAAUUCUGCUGGCAUUCUGCACGACACAUUAUCUAUCACUAACGUCAUUGCUAACGUGAAUAGAAAUACGUUUUACAACAACACAGCUCGUCACACCGUACGCUGGCAAACUGCAUCACAACAUUCGGUAAACAACCAGCACUGUUCACAUAACAUCUUCUAUUUGAAUGUGGGGGAGAAACCAAACGAGAGGUGGACCAUACUAGCAGAAGGUGUUGCCGCUUCGUAUAGUGGAAAUGUGUUCUUCAACCCUUCAUGA